UUUUAAUUGUGGUCGCGUGAGGUUGUUUGCGCGCGUAUUUUCUUCUUUUUUGAUGUAUUAAAACCGCGUUUUAAUCAAACGAAAUGUUAAACAUAUACAUUUAACUAAAUGUAAAGUGCAAUAACAUAAACAAAUAUAAUACGUGCAACAUUUCUAAUACACAAUUUAAGCGAAAAUCAUUCCAUUGAGAAAAUACAAUUCGCGACGCUUGCCUGCGACGAAAGGACAGCUACGUAGGUUAGAGUGAGAUAACGCUACUGUGUGCGCAAUUUGUUGAUGUCGCUGUUGUUGUUGGUAGUGCCUGGCGCUUGUGCUCAUAGUAAUUGUUGUUGGAUGCGCCACGGUAAAAGUGUUUUGUUUGUAAAAGAACAACAAAUGCACCGAAAAUCGAUCUAAUUAGUUGUUGCUCUUCCGGCUAGUGUUGUUGUUUAUUAUUGCAGCCGGCAAAACAAAUUCAACAGCUAGAGUUCAAUGAAUAUAUUCCUCAAGUAGCCGUCGCAGGUUUCCAACGAAAACGCAAGCAAGAACAACGACACGCCAAAAUUCGGCGAAUACACAACAAAAGUGGAGUGAGCGACAAAAAAGGAAAAAUACAAAAAGCUAAAGAAAGAAAUAAGUGUAUAAAAUGUGGGGAAUGUGUAGAAUGUGUGUGCGAAAGUGAAGACAAGAAAGAAAACGAAACCAAAGCAGAAUUUGAGGCCGUCAAAAUGCAGCGCAGUGGAAACAAAAACAAAGACACAACAAACAUAGCUUAAAAGGCAAAGCAAAAUCGUUACUAUUCAAAUAAGAGCGCAAAUAGCGCAAACAACGGUUUCACAGUUUUCGUAGCAGAAACAACAACUCACAAUGGCAAAUAACGGAAGUAGCCGCAGGACUAACAAAUGGCUGUGGAUGUGGAUUGCAAUUUCGAUUGGCCAAUUACAACUGGCGACAGUUUCGCAUGCGAGUCAAGCACUCACGUUCACAUUGGAGCCCCAGGACUCGGUGGUGCCCGAGGGCCACUCCGUGCUGUUGCAGUGUGCCGGCAAAGCCGCUGGCAAGGGCAAGGCCACGCCCACCACGACAAGCAUACGCUGGCGCGGACCCGAUGGACAGGAUCUGGGCGUUGUCGGCGACACCUUUCGCACCCAGCUGAAGAAUGGUUCGCUGUACAUUAGCUCUGUGGAGGAGAAUCGCGGUCUCACCGGCGCCUAUCAGUGUCUGCUCAGUGCCGAUGGCGUGGGCAGCGUGUUGAGUCGCCCAGCGUUGGUGGCAAUUGCUCGCCAGCCGGAGCUCAAUCAGGACUUUAUCGAGACGUAUCUGCUGCCCGGCCAGACGGCCUACUUCCGCUGCAUGGUCGGUGACCAUGUGUGGCAGCCAGGACUGAAGCAUACGGUGCAAUGGUACAAGGACGAUAUGCCGCUGCCGCUGGACAAGCUGCGCAUGGUGGUGCUGCCCAACGGUGCCUUAGAGAUCGACGAGGUAGGACCCAGUGAUCGGGGUGCUUAUCAGUGCAACGUCACCUCGGGUAGCGCCUUUCGGCUGAGCAGCAAAACCAAUCUGAACAUCAAGAAGGGCGCUGAGUCCGGCAUGGAUCAGGCUGUGGCACCCUCGUUCCUCGUGGGACCUUCUCCCAAGACGGUUAGCGAGGGCGACACUGUCACGCUGGAUUGUGUGGCCAACGGUGUGCCCAAGCCGCAGAUCAAAUGGUUGCGCAAUGGCGAAGAACUUGAUCUCAAUCAUCUGGACUCCCGUUUCUCCAUCACGGGCACCGGCUCACUACAGAUCUCCAGCGCCGAGGACAUUGAUUCGGGCAACUAUCAGUGCCGCGCCAGCAACACUGUGGACUCCUUGGAUGCUCAGGCAACUGUGCAGGUUCAAGUGCCGCCCAAAUUUAUUCAGGCGCCGCGUGACAAGACUGCCUCCGAGAAGGAAGUGCUCAACCUGGAAUGUUCCAUUCACGGCAAACCGAAGCCGAGCAUCCGCUGGCUGAAGAACGGAGACGUCAUCACGCCCAAUGAGUACAUGCAGUUCGUCAAUGGACACAACUUGCGCAUCCAUGGACUGCUCUACUCCGAUGCUGGCAUGUUCCAAUGCAUCGGCACAAAUCCCGCUGGAAGUGUUCAAGCUUCGGCUCGUCUGCGUGUUGUGGCACCUGGAGCUAAACUCAAGCAACGCAAGUCGCAGGGGCAGACAACGAAAUCGCUGCAGAGCUUCGACUCGAGCACAAAACGACGACGACCUUCGAAUUCCGGGGAACUGCGCACCAAAUCGGGUGGCAGCAGAUUCCCCGACCCUGACACGGACGAGGACGAUUACAACUACGCCAACGACAAAUCCGCCGAGUUGCCACAGCGCAAUCUGCGCAAUAUGCUGCGUCCCGUUGUGCAGCAGGCGGAUGAGGCGGGCGCAUUGCGGCGCCAGGGUCAGAGCAACGAUGCGGACGAGGACGCCGACGAUGACGCAGGCGACGAUGACGAUGACUAUGACGAGACUGGCACCAAACUGCCCUCUUGGUCCAAUAAGAACAGGAAAUCCCAACAACAGCAGCAACAACAACAACAAAUGUCCCCCACAUCCAAUUUUGCCUCAACAGAUUUAACAGCAGGCGACGACCAUACCGGAGAUGCAAAACCCUUGAGCAGCGGUCUGUUGGCUCGCCUGCCUAGUGCCCCUCGGAACCUUGUGGCGCAGAUUGUGAAGCCACGCUUCGUCACACUCAGCUGGCAGGAGCCGCAGCUGAAUGCCAACGAAGUGGUAUCCUACACCGUCUACUAUCGCGUCACCAACAGCGAGCGCGAGCAGAAGAUUGUCACGCAGUCGCAUGAGGAUCAACAGGUUAGCAUACAAUCGCUAUUCCCGGGACGCACUUAUCAAUUCCGAGUCGUGGCCAACACAAACUUUGGCAUGGGCGAAUCUUCGCAAGCACUAGAAGCUAGCACACAACCGGAGGUUAACAUUGCGGGACCGCCACGCAAUAUCGAUGCCUAUGCGCGCAACCAUAAAGAGAUCUUUGUGCACUGGAGUCCUCCCAGCGUGACCAAUGGCGAAAUUAACAAGUAUCGCGUUUACUACACCGAGAACGACAGCGGGGCAGAGCUAUAUAACGACAGCAAAUCGCUGGAACUAACAUUGACGGAUCUGCGACCAUACACCGACUAUGUGAUCUCUGUGGUGCCUUUCAAUCACAAUGGCAUGGGAGAUCCCUCUGCUGAGCUAAAGGUGAAAACCUUCUCUUCGACGCCCUCGGAGCCACCCAACAAUGUCACACUCGAGGUGACCAGCUCCAGCUCUAUAACGGUGCACUGGGAACCGCCAGCAGAAGAAGAUCGCAAUGGACAGAUUACUGGCUACAAGAUACGCUAUCGCAAGUUCAAGGAUGCGCCACAGGUGAAGAGCACGCCAGCCAACAUACGCUACUUUGAGCUCAACGCGCUGGACCGCAAUGCCGAAUACCAGGUGAAGAUUGCAGCGAUGACUGUGAACGGUUCUGGACCAUUCACUGAAUGGUAUCGCGCCAACACGCUGGAGAAUGAUCUCGACGAGACACAGGUGCCAGGCAAACCCAUUUGGAUCAACAUUCAGCCAGGAGCGAGCAAGAUUGAACUACACUGGGGACCGCCACAGCAGCCAGAGAUCAAGAUACGCAACUAUGUGCUGGGCUGGGGACGCGGCAUACCCGAUGAGAACAUGCUCGAGCUGAAGGAGACGGAACGCUAUCAUGUGCUCAAGGGGCUCGAGUCCAAUACCGAGUAUGUAGUGUCGCUUCGUGCCCGCAACGUUAAGGGCGAAGGACAACCGAUUUACGACAAUAUCAAGACCCGCGAGGAGGAGCCAAUGGAUGUACCAGUGCCGCUAGAGGUGCCAGUCGGGUUACGUGCUAUCACCAUGUCCAGUUCGUCGAUUGUUGUUUACUGGACGGACACUAUGCUCAACAAGAAUCAGCAUGUUACAGACAAUCGUCAUUACACUGUUAGCUAUGGCAUUACUGGAUCGAAUCGCUAUCGCUAUCACAACACCAGCGAACUCAAUUGCAUGAUCAACGAGCUGCGACCCAAUACACAAUACGAAUUCGCCGUCAAGGUGGUAAAGGGACGUCGCGAGUCUGCUUGGUCGAUGUCUGUGCUGAACAGCACUCAUCAAAAUGUGCCUGUGACGCCUCCCAGAGAUCUUAAUGUGCGCCUGGAUGAACUGAAUCCACAGAAUGUGAUCAUUAGGUGGCUGCCACCAAAGCAUACAGUGGGUCAAAUCACUGGCUACAAUGUGUACUACACAUCGGACAUGUCGAAGCGGGACAGAGACUGGAUGAUCGAGGCCUUCAAUGGCGAGGAGACAAUGCUGCUGCUGUCCACUCUGAAGCCACACACCACCUACUACUUCAAGGUGCAAGCACGCACCAACAAAGGCAGCAGCAAUGCACCCUUCUCAGCGCUGGCCACAUUCACCACGAGCGCAGCGGUUAUUAUGCAGCCACCGGACACCAUUGCCAAGGGCAUUGAUAAUCAGAAUCUGCUGUACAUCAUCAUUGGUGGCACGGCAUUGGUGCUGCUCUUGCUGCUGCUAGGCCUGCUGUUGCUCUGUCGCCGGAAACCGCAAUCCUCGCCAGAGCAUACCAAGAAGAGCUAUCAGAAGAACAAUGUCGGCGUGCCAAAGCCGCCGGAUCUAUGGAUACAUCACGAUCAAAUGGAGCUGAAGAACAUUGACAAGGGUCUGCACACCGCCACGCCUGUGUGCAGCGACAACGCUUCCAGCAGCGGCGCCUUAACGCUACCGCGCUCCGUUGUGCACAGUGAGUACGAGGUGGAGACGCCAGUGCCAGCACAUGUGACCAACUCGCUGGACAAGCGCUCCUAUGUCGCGGGCUAUAUGACAGCUACCUCGAUGAACUCGACCAUGGAGCGUCCGCAAUAUCCACGAACUCAGUAUAACCAUCAGAAUCGUUCGCACAUGAACAUGGAGGCGGGUUUGUCGCAACAGAGUCUCACACAGCCGCAGAGCAACUCGAUGGCCCAGACGCCCGAGCAUCCUUACGGCGGCUACGACGCCAAUUUCUGCAAUGCUGGUUACACUGGCGGUCAGGCAGGUGGCAAUGGAGCUGCUGGCGCUGGCUGUGUGUCCACCAUUGAGAGCGCUAAGCGGGGACAUCCGCUCAAGAGUUUCAGCGUGCCUGGUCCGCCGCCCACAGGCGCAGCCACGCCCGUCAAUAAGCACACUCCUGCUGUCACAAUACGUCCACAGAAUCAAUCACCAUACAAGAAGCCCUCAUUCUCGGCCGCCACGCCAAAUCGGUUGCAAGGCGGCAGCUCCGUGGCGCAUUCCACCGAUGAGAUACAAAGACUGGCGCCCAGCACUUCCACCGAGGAGCUCAACCAAGAGAUGGCCAAUCUGGAGGGGCUGAUGAAGGAUUUAAGUGCCAUAACGGCCAACGAGUUCGAGUGUUAACACGGCUAACAAGUAUUAGACGACGAUUAGGCAGCGCAUGCGAUAAACAUUUUUAUAAUGUUCAUUGUUUUAAUUUGUAAUUAUAAUUUGUGCGAUUCAUGUUUUUAAGUUACUUGCAUUCGUCAUUAAUUUAAAAUUUAGAACUUAAAUUACAUUAAAUUAAAUUUAGUUGAAAUGUGCGAAUUGAACUGUAAAUACGAGAUACGAACGAAGCCAUAUAAAUAUAAAUACGAGUAGUUACAUAUAAUUAACUAUAAUUAGCACAUAGCAUAGUUAAUUUUAACAAUAUCAAAAUAAGCCAUAAAUUACCAAUAAGUCAAGCAUCUGAAAGCAUCUCUCUCAGCCAGUGGCAUCACUUGAAUUGAAUUGAAUUGUUCUGAAUGGAACUUCCACUUUAUCUCCAUAACUCGUAACUAAUCAUGCAUCAUCUAAGCUAAGUCUCAUCGUACACUUUAUAAUCUAACUAACGAAAAUCAAAAACACAACAAACUUAACAUUCGACUUAUCUAUUGUAGUAUAUACAAAUGUAUGUGUAUCUUGACUGUAUUCUCGUUUGGUUUUGAGUUUGAAACGUGCCAUUUUGUUUAAGUUACAAAACUCUUAACUACUUAAGCCUAUUAAAUGUCAACAUUCUAGACUUAGUGACGCCAGUAAAGCUACCAGCAGCGCAUUUAAAACUUAAAAGACGAGUUUAAGCUAAUACUUGCAUACACACUUAUGUAUGUUAGUAAUACAACUCUUUUAUAAAAAUUUUGAGCUCAUCAAAAUUCAAUAACUAAAAGUGUUUUUCGUUUCCAAUUGAUUACUGUUAUUGUACGGCAGCUGAACAAAUUGAAAUUUAUACAAUUUUUAUCAUAUUGCUAUGCACAAUAAUCUCAAUUCAAAUCUACCCAAAAACAAUGCACAACAUAACAAAACGAAAGCGUACAUUUAAAUCGAGUACAUUGCAAAUUUGUGAAACUAUUUUAUUUGAUACAAUUUUGUAAGCAAAUUGUCAAAUUUUGCCAAAUAAAUUUGAAAACACAUUGUA
Drosophila sulfurigaster albostrigata is the source of this 6451-nucleotide messenger RNA. It is a transcript of the gene fra, whose product is annotated as neogenin. Gene Ontology annotation, biological process: cell-cell adhesion. Gene Ontology annotation, cellular component: membrane. The transcript is spliced from 10 exons. Lineage: Eukaryota; Metazoa; Arthropoda; Insecta; Diptera; Drosophilidae. The record is from RefSeq and is a predicted model, not a curated record. The coding region runs from base 847 to 5421 and encodes 1524 amino acids. Gene Ontology annotation, molecular function: protein binding.